This is a messenger RNA of Trichobilharzia szidati, 1036 nucleotides long. The record is from the annotation of a GenBank genome assembly. Lineage: Eukaryota; Metazoa; Platyhelminthes; Trematoda; Strigeidida; Schistosomatidae.
GGUCUGUACUUCUCAGUACUUUUUAUGGAGUCUGUGUCUACUACCAAUCGCUUUAGCAGAUAUACAUUUACCAAAAGAAAUUACACCUUAUCGUGCUAUAGUACAACAUUUAUUCAUCUGGUUCGGCUCACAAGCUCUAUGGCUGGCGUCUGCUUAUAGCCUGGAAAUGUGUACAUUGAAAGGCAUAUUUUUAAAUCGUAUUGUCUGGUUGCUGGUAUGGAUCGCUUCAUUAAACUAUUUUGUGUGUAAUAUCUACAUUUUAUUUCGUCUGAUCAGUUGGCGGAGUAAACCCAGUGCAAAAAUUCAUAAAGAGUAGUGACUGUCAUUCUCCUCCUCCUCAUCAUCCCUAAGUCGAUUGCGCCGACUUCCUCGACUUAUUAUCAGAAGUGUGAUAAUCUCGACAAGAAAUACUCUUAUUAUUAUUAUUUUCAAAAUUAAUUUAUCUACUUUUAUUUCAGUUAUGUAUCUAUCCAUCUAUAUAUGUAUCUGUGUAUAAUUUGUCCAAGUUAAAUGAGUGUUAUUCAUCAUUCCUGGUUGGUAUAUAUUUGUAAACCGUAAGGGGGUAAUUCUUGUUCUAGGCAGCAAUAAAUUCAGUAUUUCUGUUCGGCAUCAUCAUCACCUCAUCAUCUGUAUCUCCUCCACUCUAAAAAGAUGACUAACGUAAAAGGAAGGUAAUGAGAAAACUGUGUAAGCAGGUCGUGGCGGUGGUCAUCGUGGUGGUGGUGGUGGUUAAACAUUGUAAAUUCUCUGAUCAAAACAAAUUGUCCGGUGUUUUGUUUGUUAUUGCCUACCGGCUUCUACUAGAACUAUUAGAAGGAGGAGCAGCAGCGGCAGCAUUCACUGACAUCCACAAAGACUUUGAAACUUAACUUUACAUAUAUACACAUAAGUAGGUGGUGAACACUUGUCAAUGUUUUCAGUUCUCCCUCCCUUUCUAUCUCUCUCUAUCUCCCCGUGUAUAUGUAAAUAUACCAAUGUACUGUGAUGUGAAAUACAACAAGUGAAUACUUUACCUUGUGUAUUUAUUCUGUACUGU